AUCCCAAGCCACCACUAGCACGUCAACCUUUCAUCAUCUCUCAACACUGUCGAUGUCGGUCAACACACUCCUCGCAUUCAAAGCUGGUCGCGCUGUUCGACGCGAAGGCACCAACUUCGUGGACCCCAUCCCAGCCAAGGGCGCGGUCAUGCUGCAGACUGGCGAGGAUGGCCUUUUGCACUUCAUCUGGAAGGACCGCACGUCGGGAGAUAUCGAGGAGGAUCUGAUCUUGUUUCCUUCGGACGCGUCGUUCGUCAAAGUCCCCCAGUCAUCUUGGGGUCGGACGUAUGUCCUGAAGUUCUCCUCGUCGAACCAACGCCAUUUCUUCUGGAUGCAGGACGCAUCGUCGCGGCGCGAUGACGAGUUCGUCACCAACAUGAACCGCCUUCUCGAAGACCCAGACUACAUCCCUGUCUGGGACGCCAGCCAGCCCGGCGAAGCAUCGACGUCGGCUCCAUCGUCGACCACCCCGCCCGGCGUCACCCCCGACCAACUCGCUCAGCUCCGCACCCUCGUCUCUUCCCUCGGCCGCCCCGGUGGCGCCUCUUCCCAAGAGUCUGCCCCACCCGACCUCUCCCUGACCGACGUCCUCACCCCCGCUAACAUUAUGCCCAUCUUCACCUCCCACCCCGAACUCGUUCCCUCGCUCUUCCCGCAUCUCCCGCCUGACAUGCCCGUGCCCCCGUCCGAAGAAGCCCUGCAGCGCGUCAUCUCGUCGCCCCAGUUCCGCAGUGCCGUGUCGAGCUUCGACAAUGCGCUACGGACGGGUAUGCUGGGCGGCCUUGUGCGCCAGCUCGGGCUGCCUGAAGAGGCUGGUACCAGCGUGCAAGCUUUCUUGAGAGCGGUGCAGGAGCAGGCGGAUAGAGAGCGGGGUACUCAGGGCAGGGACAAUAUGGACACCAAUUGAAAUGUUUUGCCUGCACUCGUCAUGUAUCGUAACUUUGUUCAA
Coniophora puteana RWD-64-598 SS2 is the source of this 949-nucleotide messenger RNA. RefSeq names its product adhesion regulating molecule. Gene Ontology annotation, biological process: ubiquitin-dependent protein catabolic process. Bases 53 to 907 code for a protein of 284 amino acids. Lineage: Eukaryota; Fungi; Basidiomycota; Agaricomycetes; Boletales; Coniophoraceae. The transcript is spliced from 5 exons. Gene Ontology annotation, cellular component: proteasome regulatory particle, lid subcomplex; cytoplasm; nucleus. The record is from RefSeq and is a predicted model, not a curated record. Gene Ontology annotation, molecular function: ubiquitin binding; endopeptidase activator activity; proteasome binding.